Messenger RNA from Lottia gigantea (owl limpet), 1005 nucleotides. RefSeq lists its product as hypothetical. Lineage: Eukaryota; Metazoa; Mollusca; Gastropoda; Lottiidae. The transcript has 9 exons. The coding region runs from base 1 to 1005 and encodes 334 amino acids. The record is from RefSeq and is a predicted model, not a curated record.
AUGGCAGAAGACCUUCUUUGUUAUAACAAAGGUUGUGGGAAAAAGUUUGAUAAAAGAAUGAAUGAAACCGAUUCAUGCCAAUAUCAUCCUGGUGGACCAAUCUUCCAUGAUGCCUUGAAGGGGUGGUCAUGUUGUAAGAAGAGAUCUACUGAUUUUACAGAGUUUCUGAAUAUUCCUGGAUGUACGAAGGGAAAACAUAGCAAUGAGAAGCCACCAGAACCUGUAGCUCCCCACAAACCUGAUAAAAAUACAGUUAAAGAAGAGGUGGUUGUUGUCAAGGCUCCACUGGUAGAAGAUAUAAAAGCUCGACAAACUAAAUCAGAUAAAUUUGCAUCUGAUAAAUUAAAACCAAUCAAAAUUACAGUUGCUAAUUCAUUAAAGACAGCACUUGAUAAAUUAUCUCUGGAAUCAAAUAAUGAUAAUAAUAUAGAAGGGAAUGAUGAAUCCGUAAUAGAAAUUGGUACAAGUUGUAAGAAUAAUGCUUGUGGCGCUACAUAUGAAGGAGAAGCUAGUAAUGAACAGACCUGUACCUCUCAUCCUGGUCAACCAGUCUUUCACGAAGGUAUGAAAUACUGGACCUGUUGCCAAAGAAAAACAUCAGAUUUUGAUAAUUUCUUAGCUCAAGAAGGAUGUAAUUUAACAAAACAUGUGUGGCGUAAACAAAAGGUGGAUGGUGAAGAAUUAAAAUCCUGUCGAUUUGAUUGGCACCAAACAUCCUCCAAUGUCUGUUUAUCAAUAUUUGCUAAAACAGUUUCACCAGAGAAAAGUACUAUAGAAAUUAAUAAGGUGACCUGUAAAUUACAUCUUGUAUUUGACGGUGGUAAAAGUGUUUUUGAUAAAACUUUUCAUUUCAGUGAUAUAAUCAUACCAGAAAAAAGUGAAGCUAAAAUGAUGGGAACAAAAGUUGAAGUUAAUUUACGUAAACAAGAUUGUUUUAGUUGGCCUUUAUUAGAGAGAAGUAGUGAUAAUAACAAAUUAACAAUAAGACAAUUAGGUGAUAACUGA